AGCAGCCCGCGCCGUCUCUGCCCCAGGGUACCCUAUGGCUUGAAGAGCCUGGCCACCCAGUGGCCCCGCUACCCCAAUGGAUCCACUGAACCUGUCCUGGUACGAUGAUGAUCUGGAGAGCCAGAACUGGAGCCGGCCCUUCAAUGGGUCUGAAGGGAAGGCUGACAAGCCCCACUACAACUACUAUGCCAUGCUGCUCACCCUGCUCAUCUUCAUCAUCGUCUUCGGCAACGUGCUGGUGUGCAUGGCUGUGUCCCGCGAGAAGGCACUGCAGACCACCACCAACUACCUGAUCGUCAGCCUCGCUGUCGCUGACCUCCUUGUAGCCACGCUUGUCAUGCCCUGGGUUGUCUACUUGGAGGUGGUGGGCGAGUGGAAAUUCAGCAGGAUUCACUGUGACAUCUUUGUCACUCUGGACGUCAUGAUGUGCACAGCAAGCAUCCUAAACCUGUGUGCCAUCAGCAUUGACAGGUACACGGCUGUGGCCAUGCCCAUGCUCUACAACACACGCUACAGCUCCAAGCGUCGGGUCACCGUCAUGAUCGCCAUUGUCUGGGUCCUGUCCUUCACCAUUUCCUGCCCGAUGCUCUUUGGACUCAACAACACAGAACAGAGUGAGUGCAUCAUUGCCAACCCCGCCUUCGUGGUUUACUCCUCUGUCGUCUCCUUCUAUGUGCCCUUUAUCGUCACCCUGCUGGUCUACAUCAAGAUCUACAUUGUCCUCCGGAGGCGCCGAAAGCGUGUCAACACGAAGCGCAGCAGCCGGGCUUUCAGGGCCAACCUGAAGGCCCCACUCAAGGGCAGCUGCACUCACCCUGAGGACAUGAAACUCUGCACCGUUAUCAUGAAGUCUAAUGGCAGUUUCCCUGUGAACAGGCGGAGAAUGGAGGCUGCCCGCCGAGCCCAGGAGCUGGAAAUGGAGAUGCUUUCCAGCACCAGCCCACCUGAGAGGACCCGGUACAGCCCCAUCCCGCCCAGCCACCACCAGCUGACCCUCCCUGACCCGUCCCACCACGGCCUCCAUAGCACUCCUGACAGCCCUGCCAAACCCGAGAAGAAUGGGCAUGCCAAAGACCACCCCAAGAUUGCCAAGAUCUUUGAGAUCCAGUCCAUGCCCAAUGGCAAAACGCGGACUUCGCUUAAGACCCUGAGCCGCAGGAAGCUCUCGCAGCAGAAGGAGAAGAAAGCCACCCAGAUGCUCGCCAUCGUCCUUGGCGUGUUCAUCAUCUGCUGGCUGCCCUUCUUCAUCACACACAUCCUGAACAUUCACUGUGAUUGCAACAUCCCACCUGUCCUGUACAGCGCCUUCACGUGGCUGGGCUAUGUCAACAGUGCCGUGAACCCCAUCAUCUACACGACCUUCAACAUUGAGUUCCGCAAGGCCUUCAUGAAGAUUCUCCACUGCUGACCCUGCUGCCCAUCUGA
This is a messenger RNA of Pteronotus mesoamericanus, 1425 nucleotides long. It is a transcript of the gene DRD2, whose product is annotated as dopamine receptor D2. The transcript has 8 exons. NCBI's taxonomy places the organism in Eukaryota, Metazoa, Chordata, Mammalia, Chiroptera, Mormoopidae. The record is from RefSeq and is a predicted model, not a curated record. Gene Ontology annotation, molecular function: dopamine neurotransmitter receptor activity, coupled via Gi/Go; G protein-coupled receptor activity. Gene Ontology annotation, cellular component: plasma membrane; presynaptic membrane; glutamatergic synapse. Bases 77 to 1408 code for a protein of 443 amino acids. Gene Ontology annotation, biological process: adenylate cyclase-inhibiting dopamine receptor signaling pathway; negative regulation of adenylate cyclase activity; negative regulation of voltage-gated calcium channel activity.